UCUCAGCACUGUCGCCCGCCAGCCUCUCGCGCGCAGAAGCUGCCGCUAGCACCCGUGCCCACCUCGUCCAUCACCCAGCCCCCCGCCUGCUACAGGACAUCAUGUGCUGGCCCCUGCUGCUGGCCCUGCUGGCCCUGCUGGCCUUGGGCCCCGCCCUGCCCCAGGAAUGUGCCAAGUACAAGGUCAGCACCUGCCGGGACUGCGUGGAGUCGGGGCCCAGCUGCGCCUGGUGCCAGAAGCUGAACUUCACAGGGCCCGGGGAGCCUGACUCUGCCCGCUGUGACACCCGGGAGCAGCUGCGGCUGAAAGGCUGCCCCAUUGAUGACAUCAUGAACCCCACCAGCCUGGCCGAGCCUCAGGAGAACCGGCAGCAGGACCGGCAGCAGCUGUCCCCACCCAGGGUGACGCUGUACCUGAGGCCAGGCCAGGCAGCAGCCUUCAACGUGACGUUCCGGCGUGCCAAGGGCUACCCCAUCGACCUGUACUACCUAAUGGACCUGUCCUACUCCAUGAAAGAUGACCUUGACAAAGUCAAGAAGCUGGGGGGCGACCUGCUGCAGGCGCUCAACGACAUCACAGAGUCGGGCCGCAUCGGCUUUGGCUCCUUCGUGGACAAGACAGUGCUCCCCUUUGUCAACACACACCCCGAGAAGCUGCGGAACCCGUGCCCCAAAAAGGAGGAGAACUGCCAGGCUCCCUUUGCCUUCAGGCACGUGCUGAAGCUCACCGACAACUCCCAGCAGUUCCAGACCGAGGUGGGCAAGCAGAAAAUCUCCGGGAACCUCGACGCCCCCGAGGGCGGGCUGGACGCCAUGAUGCAAGUGGCUGCUUGCCCGGAGGAGAUUGGCUGGCGCAACGUCACGCGGCUGCUGGUGUUUGCCACAGACGACGGCUUCCACUUUGCCGGGGAUGGGAAGCUGGGGGCCAUCCUGACCCCCAACGAUGGCCUCUGUCACCUGGAGGACAGCCUGUAUAAGAGGAGCAACGAGUUUGACUACCCAUCGGUCGGCCAGCUGGCACACAAGUUGGCAGAGAGCAACAUCCAGCCCAUCUUCGCCGUGACCCAGAGGAUGGUGAAGACCUACGAGAAACUCACGGAGAUCAUCCCCAAGUCUGCAGUCGGGGAGCUGUCACAGGACUCCAGCAACGUGGUUCAGCUUAUCAAGAACGCCUACUACAAACUGUCCUCGCGGGUUUUCCUGGAGCACAGCACCCUGCCCAACACCCUGAGGGUCACCUACGACUCCUUCUGCAGCAGAGGCGCCCCCAAGGUGGACCAGCCCCGGGGAGACUGCGACGGGGUCCAGAUCAACAUCCCGAUCACCUUCCAGGUGAAGGUUACGGCCUCAGAGUGUGUGUCGGAGCAGUCGUUUGUCAUCCGGGCGCUGGGCUUCACGGAUACGGUGACGGUGCGCGUCCUGCCGCAGUGUGAAUGCCACUGCCCAGACCGCAGCCGUGACCGCCACCUCUGCAGCAACAAGGGCUCCCUGGAGUGCGGAGUCUGCAGGUGUGACGAAGGCUACAUCGGCCAGAGCUGCGAGUGCAGCACGCAGGGCCGGAGCAGUCAGGAGCUGGAGGGCCGCUGCCGCAAGGACAACAGCUCCGUGGUGUGCUCGGGCCUGGGCGACUGCGUGUGCGGGCAGUGCGUGUGCCACGCCAGCGACAUCCCAGAUCGCCAGGUCUACGGGCAGUUCUGCGAGUGCGACAACUUCAACUGCGAGCGCUACAAGGGCCAAGUGUGCGGUGGCGAAGGCCGCGGCCGUUGCUUCUGCGGCCAGUGCAAGUGCGAGCCGGGCUUCGAGGGCUCGGCCUGCCAGUGCCUCACCUCCACCCAGGGCUGCGUGGACGUGGGCGGCAGCGGCGCCGUGUGCAGCGGCCGCGGCCGGUGCGAGUGCAACAGGUGCCAGUGCGACGCCGGCUACCAGCCGCGACUAUGCAAGGACUGUCCAGGCUGCCCCUCGCCCUGCCCGCUUUACGUCUCGUGCGCAGAGUGCCUGCGCUUUGGCCAGGGCCCGCUGGCCAAGAACUGCAGUCGCGCAUGCGGGGGCUUGCGGCUGCGGAACCUCACGGCCCCGGGCCGCCGCUGCAAGGAGCAGGAUUCAGAGGGCUGCUGGCUGUCCUAUACCAUGCUGCAGCGCGACGGCCACGAACAGUACGACCUGCAGGUGGAAGAGACCCGAGAGUGCCCACAGGGCCCCAAUGUCGCAGCCAUCGUCGGGGGCACCUUGGCGGGAGUGGUGCUUAUCGGUGUCCUCCUGCUGGUCAUCUGGAAGGCGCUAACGCACCUGAGUGACCUGCGCGAGUACAGGCGCUUUGAGAAGGAAAAGCUCAAGUCCCAGUGGAACAACGAUAACCCCCUUUUCAGGAGUGCCACCACAACAGUCGUGAAUCCCAAGUUUGCAGACAGUUAGGGCCUGAUGGAGACCCCCCCAGAUGUGACCAACCAAACCUCACCCAUCAGGCUGACUGGGAACACCACAUGACUCCAGAGAUGCACAAUUUCUCGCUGAAGUGACCCAUGUGCAGCAUGAAGACAGUUCUGGGACAGCGACAGAGCCUGGAGGGUGGGGGUGCUUAGGGCUGGGGCUGCAGGGAGCACUAGCCGCCAGUGCUGUCCUUCCAGCAAGAAUAAACUCGC
Molecule: messenger RNA, 2638 nt
Organism: Sorex araneus (European shrew)
Lineage: Eukaryota; Metazoa; Chordata; Mammalia; Eulipotyphla; Soricidae
Gene: ITGB2
Product: integrin subunit beta 2
Exons: 16
Coding region: 102-2411 (769 amino acids)
Biological process (GO): integrin-mediated signaling pathway; cell migration; cell adhesion mediated by integrin
Cellular component (GO): integrin complex; focal adhesion; cell surface
Molecular function (GO): amyloid-beta binding; integrin binding
Source: RefSeq, a predicted model, not a curated record